GUGGGUGGUCGUGUUGCGUGGUCGAGGUGGCUGAAGCUGAAGUCGAAGCCGAAGCUGCAUGCCCCUGUGCGCUGUGAGCUCUGUGCUGACCGAAAAUAUCGAUUGUCGUCUCCUCGCGUGGCAAAGGCAGCUCGACGUCACAAAGAGAGAUCCCUUCCUAGCUCACAACCUCAUGCAACUAGUAGCGACUAGCUCGACUAGCUCACUAGGUCACUAGCCAUCUUGCAAUUGCAACUACACUACUCGUACCACCACAAUCACACGAAAUAGCCAGGCAGACCAGAUCGGAACAAGAACAAAAGAGCUCGUCGGCACUCCUAAUCUCUGCGGGAAGAGCUUGAACAGCCGUCGAAAAUCUUGGCUACGACGAUCUCAUCGAGGACACGGCGACGACCCACUAUGCCACUCCUCAACCCCAAACUCGCCAGGCUACAGGCAGCCUUGCCCAGGUUCCUCAAGUUCCGACUCUCUCGUAUCCCUAUCAUCCUCCUCUUCCUCUUCUCCGGUUGGGCGUUUUAUCGAUACCUCUCGGACCCGACGAAUUUCGACAUCUUUGACGCCCUGGGGUUGUAUACCGAGGAAGACUACUACGACCCGCACCUGUAUGAAUGGCACAAGUAUCCCGGUGCUGCGAGGGCUGGAGAUCAUCAAGACCAUGCGGCUCACUCGGACGGGAAGAAGGCGGCUUCUGCUCUAGCCAAGCCGAUCGGACCGGGGAUGGACGAGAUUGGCGAACACCACUCUCAGGACGGGUACGUCAACUAUACCUCGGGUGACGGCCUUGUCCGUGGGUGGACACUAGAGGGGAGGAGCAAGAAGAACGUGGGGAAACGUCUGACGCACCCGAUCGAGGAACUCAUGAGGGACAACAAGCAGAGGUGGGAGGACCUCUUGAAGCGACAGAGCAAGAGUCUCGAGCAGGCCGUAAAGGAGUACAAGCGGAGGUAUGGCAGGUUGCCACCAAAGGGGUUCGACAAAUGGUACAAGUACUGUGUGGACAACAAUGUCAAGAUCAUCGACGAUUACGACCAAAUCAACCACGAUGUCGAGCCUUUCCUUGCACUCUCGCCCACCAUGUUCAAUGACCGUGUCAAUGAUCUCGCCGUAGCUCCCUUCACCUACCACGUCAGCAUCGGACCCGAAACCGAACCAGCGAUCUCUGGCGAACGAUCCGGAGCGACCCGUGCCAAACAGUUCCUCAACCUGGUCUCCCCGCUCGGACCCGACUUGCCUCGGAACAUCCCCAUCCACGUCUCUGAUCACGAUCUCGGGUCUUGGAUCCUCGGAUCUGAUCAGAGGGGGUUGGCGUUGAUGAGGAUUCAGUCGGUCAUGAAAAAGGAUGGAACCGGGUUGAACAAUGUCAAGUAUCUGGCUGGUGCCGAGUUGAAGAGGCUGGAGAGCAAGAACAGAAACGAGCAUCGUGGUUGGUUCUCGGCAUGUGACGAGGACUCACCAGCUCGAGGAAAGGAUCGAGCCAUGGAGAAUCGACUUCGAGAACUCGACGGUCUCCCACCUCUUCCUGAGCCUGCCACGCCGGCCUUUGUCAAGGACGUGCGACCCGGGUUCGACUGGUGCCAAAACCCAGCUACUCAAAAGCUCCACGGAACCAUGUCUUUCGAUUUCCCUCGAGACACCGUCAUGCGUCCCAUCUUUGUCCUCUCGAAACACAUGCGAAACAACGAGUUCCUCUUCCCGCCUAUGGAAGCCUACGAGAACGCUACCGACGCCACGGCUUUGAAAAAGUACAAGCCUUGGUCGGAAAAGACGGUCAACAAGAUCUUUUGGAGGGGGACAUCGACGGGUGACAGUUAUUCCAAGCGAAAGAGCGACCCGGAUUAUGAUUGGAGGCGACAACAUCGACCCAGGUUGCAUCUGAUGGCCCAGCAGGAAGAGGGAACCAAGGACGUCUGGUUGCACCGAGGUCGAGAGUGGAUCCCGGAAAACUGGGCCGUGAAAAAGUUGAACGAGCAUUAUCUCGAUGUCGGUCUUACGGGAAAGCCUCACCAGUGCAACCAAGCGGACGGGACUUGUGACGAGAUGGCAGCCGAGAUCAAAUUUGCCGACCGGGUUGCACCGGAGCAAGCCGCCCAGUACAAAUAUGUCCUCGAUGUUGACGGUAACGGCUGGAGUUCCCGUCUGCAUCGAUUGAUGACCUCGGGGAGUGUCGUCAUCAAGCAUACCAUCUUCCCGGAAUGGCAUCACGAUUGGAUGACUCCCUGGGUGCACUUUAUCCCUAUGCAAGUCGACUAUUCGGACCUGUACGACAUUGCGGCCUUUUUCAUCGGUUCACCAGAAGGCCGGGUCAAGGGUCGCGAUGACUUGGCCCAACAGAUCGCCGAGCAGGGACGAAAGUUUGCGAUGGAACAUUGGAGGUGGGAAGACAUGCAGGCAUACACCUACCGACUCUUGUUGGAGUACACCCGGCUGAUGGCCGAAGACCGAGAUGCAUGGAGCUUUGGGACCGAAUUCAUCGGUGAUGGGAUCGAGGAGGAACCGGUCGUCGCUCCUAGGGGACAGAAGCGGGCCGCUCGGGUAGAGAGGGAGCAAUAGAUCAUAUAGAUGGGGAAUUAGGGGUUUUCAUUCAGGGGGUUCAAUACAUUUACGCUAGCCUUUUACCGCAUUUGUCUUUUUCCGUAUCAGGGCAUAUAUCCAUAUAGAAUUGUAUCAUCAUGCAGGAGGUCGUGAUCGUCCUUCACUGUACCGGCGACGAGAUUGCCUUACCAUGGGAAGCAUUG
Messenger RNA from Filobasidium floriforme, 2735 nucleotides. RefSeq lists its product as uncharacterized. The record is from RefSeq and is a predicted model, not a curated record. The coding region runs from base 400 to 2550 and encodes 716 amino acids. Lineage: Eukaryota; Fungi; Basidiomycota; Tremellomycetes; Filobasidiales; Filobasidiaceae. The transcript is spliced from 10 exons.